AUGCGGUUUAGUUUCGAUGAACUUUACGGCAUUGAAAGCCCGGAAUUGUGGGAUGCAGAGGAAUAUUCAAUCAUCGAAAGUGACGAUGAGCUCAUCCCGCGAUUAAGAAUCCCGAGACAGCUUGAGAAGUUCGAUGAAGAGGACGGUGAACACAGCCUGAAGGACCAAUUGGAAGACGAGAAUUUGGCGCUUUGGGUAGCCAAUCUUGAUUUGACCGCUAAGCUUCCAGGUUCCUGUAAGCUAGGUAAUAUUAUUACAACAAGAAUACCUAGACAUGAGGGACUGGUAUUGAAACCGUUGAUCACUGAUAUCAAUGAAGAAAGAGAAGAUGUACAGACUGAACCAGUCAAUGCUGCAUUCACAGAACUGCAAGAUGCUAUGACGAGGGAGAUCCUGCGAAAAGUGGAAACUUUGCAAGAGAAAAACGAUGAGCAAGUUCGAAAUGUCCAAGCCGAGAAACUAAGGAAACAGGAAGAGCAACGAAGGCGCGAAAAGGAACAGCGGGACCGUGAGCAUGAAGAAAAACGGCAAAGGGAAGAACAGGAGCGCUUGAAACGUGAACAGGAGGAAGAACAACGCAGACAAGAUGAGGCAAAGAAGAAACAAGCGGCAAUGGAGGCCAAGGCUAGAGAGGAAGAGCGUUUGAAGCAAGAGAAACUGGCAGCACAAAAAGAGAUUGAGGCUGCUGAGAAGCGCGCACGCGAAGACGCUGCAAGGGGUAGAGGAAUCACCAAUUUCAGCGAUAUACAAGCGUCUUUCCACCAUUACAAACACAAGAUAAAGCAGAUAAAACACGAAGUGGUAGAACCAGUGAAGAAGGAUGCAAAUCUGAAGUCUAUUUUAUCGAAGCACAAGCGCAAGAUCAAUCCCAAAUUCGGCCAAUUAACCAAUAGUGAGACACAUUUGCAUUCGAUCAUACUGGAAAUGACCUCGCUAGUAGACCAAACAAAACCAAACAACCUAGGAUAUCAAUGGAUUUUGAAUUUCAUAGCAAAAGCACUCGUGUCGCAGGCCGAAACGGAGGUUCGGGUUAAGCCCGAAAGCGCAUUGCCAUUAGCGAAGUUGGCUUUGACGCUGCUAGCACAGUAUCCGGAGUUAUUGGAGCUGUUGAUGGCGAGAUUUGUCAAAAAAUGUCCCUUCGUGAUAGGGUUUUCAUGUGCCAUUGAUUCAGAGACUGGACGUUACAAUAUGGGUUGGAAACGUAGCCAGGACAACACCUGGGAGGAAGAAACCUCUUACGACGAACGUAUGGGUGGAAUUGUGACACUUUUUGCAACAAUAACACGUUUGCCAUUGCCUGCAGACCUUAUCGGGAAGUUAGAGCACCCAUUGCCCAUUCAGCGCUCGUGGCAGUUGGUAGCUCGAGUGGCAAACACCUCUUUACAGUUACUGAACAACACCCAUUUUGUAGUACUUGGGUGUUGGUGGGAUGCGGCAGCGGCCCAGCUACUGCAAGCCUAUGCAAGACAAGGUCACAAAUUACUGGCGCUGAUUUCAACGGAUCUGACAAGUUCAGUGGCAGAACGGCGCUAUGUGGGGGCUGCCAGAUUACGGAUUUUGUUUGAAGAGUAUGAGUCGACCGGGAGACCAAAGAGUUUUCCUGAAAUGAAAAUCGACUGA
Molecule: messenger RNA, 1620 nt
Organism: Lachancea sp. 'fantastica'
Lineage: Eukaryota; Fungi; Ascomycota; Saccharomycetes; Saccharomycetales; Saccharomycetaceae
Source: the annotation of a GenBank genome assembly